Messenger RNA from Cotesia congregata, 222 nucleotides. Lineage: Eukaryota; Metazoa; Arthropoda; Insecta; Hymenoptera; Braconidae. The record is from the annotation of a GenBank genome assembly.
AUGGAAUUGAUUGAUAGAGGUUUUGCAAAUAAUUCUAAACCACUGAUAAUAUCUUCUGAUUUAUUAGUUGAUGACCAAGUGACAACUGGGAGUAUUUCUGGAGGGACGCAUGAUAGAAACGCUUCUAUGGUUCUUGCUUUCCUUGGAAGUUUUGAUAUAUUGGUAUCAUACUAUGUGUGUUAUGAUGACGACAAAGAUUCAACCAUGGUCUACAUACUCUGA